AUGCGUUUCCUCUCUUUUAUUGCCGUUUUGGUCGGCUUGACAGGCUGUAUCUUUGCUGACCCUAUUCCUAUUCAUUCCCAUCCUCAUUCUCGAAUUAUAUCUCCAACGACCUCGGUUGAACUUCCUUCAAUAUCAAGAAACUCUUUAGCAUCAGUACACUCACCAGCAUCAGCCAGAGCAGUUUCCAACCCCGAACCCUAUUGGCUUGAACAUAUCGAGCACCAAGGGAUCUCGGCUUUCCACCCAGCUCCUGACACUUAUCAAGUGUUCCGGAAUGUGAAGAGCUUUGGAGCACAAGGCAUGAGUGACGGUGUCACGGACGAUACUGCUGCUAUCAAUGCUGCCAUUAGUUCUGGUGGACGAUGCGCACCUGGAAGCUGCCGGUCUUCCACCACGACUCCCGCGAUAGUCUACUUCCCUGCGGGAACGUACCUCAUUUCCUCAUCGCUCAUUGACUACUACUACACUCAGAUAAUCGGAAAUCCAAACAGUCUUCCCAUACUCAAAGCCGCGCCGCAUUUCGGUGGAUUCGCAUUGAUUGAUGGUGAUCAUGGACUGGGGUUUGGGCCUACAGAUAUUUUCUACCGCCAAAUCCGGAAUUUGAUUCUUGAUAUGACGGAGAUACCUGCCGGUACUUUGGUAAAUGGUGUCCAUUGGCCUACAGCCCAGGCUACAAGUAUACAGAAUUGCGUUUUCAGGAUGAGUGAUGCUGCUGGAACUCAGCACCAGGGGCUGUUUAUUGAAAGUGGUUUCUGUCACCGGUCUCCUUUAACGAUAUCUGCCACGAUUGUAGGCUCUGGAGGCUUCAUGAAUGACUUGGUGUUCUAUGGGGGGAUGAACGGAAUUCUUUUUGGAAACCAACAAUACACAGUCCGAAACUUGACGUUCUACAAUGCUGUUACUGCUAUUCAACAAGGCUGGAAUUGGGGGUGGACCUACAUUGGACUCACUGUUGUCAACUGCACAAUUGGCUUGAACAUGGCUACUGGAGGCUCUUCAGGACAAAUCGUUGGAUCUGUAACCAUCCUCGACAGCAACUUCGCUAACACGGAGGUUGCCAUACUCACAGCUCGUACCCCCUCUUCCUCACCAGCAACGGGCGGGAGUCUCAUUCUGGAUAAUGUGUCCUUGACAAAUGUGGCUAUUGCCGUUCAAGGACCCUGUGGAAUUAUACUUGCUGGAGGAACAACAAAGAUCACAGGUUGGGGUCAAGGUAAUCAGUAUACUCCAAACGGUCCAACAGUAUUCAGGGGACCAACCACUCCCUUCGCUCGGCCGGCCUCUCUGACUAUUGAUGGCGAGUUUUAUGCAAGAUCAAAACCUCAGUACAACACUCUACCCCUUUCCUCAUUUGUUAGCACUCGCGCUGCAGGCGCAAAAGGCGAUGGCAAAACGGACGACACCGCUAUUCUAAACAAUGUUCUACAGACAGCAGCUGCCAAUGGUCAGGUCGUCUUCUUCGAUGCCGGAACGUACAAGGUUACCUCAACAGUCAACAUUCCUCUGGGGUCUAGGAUCGUUGGGGAGUCAUAUUCCGUUAUCAUGGGCUCUGGCGCCUUUUUCUCGUCUAUGAAUGCUCCAGAAGCUGUAGUCUCAGUGGGUACUACUGGUCAAACCGGAAUAGUGGAAUGGUCCGACAUGAUCGUUUCUACUCAAGGAGCCACAGCAGGGGCAAUUCUCAUCGAAUGGAAUCUUGCCUCCUCCCCAAGUUCUCCGUCUGGAAUGUGGGACGUCCACACCAGAAUUGGAGGCUUUGCAGGUUCCAAUCUCCAAGUUGCCAAUUGCCCAACCACCCCAGGGGCAGCCAACAUCGUAAAAGAUGACUGCAUGGCCGCAUUUAUGAGCAUGCACUUCAGCAACUCAGCUGCUGGAGUCUACCUUGAGAACACCUGGUUUUGGACUUCUGAUCAUGACCUUGAUGACCCCAACCUGACUCAAGUCACCGUCUAUGCAGGUCGAGGCCUCUACUCCACCUCCUCGACCGGCACUAUUUGGCUUGUCGGUACGUCCGUAGAGCACCACGCUCUGUACCAGUAUCAAUUUACGAACACAAAAGACGUCUUCGCAGGCCACAUCCAAACCGAGACAGCUUAUUACCAACCGAACCCACCUGCUAUGGUUCCUUUCCCAGCUGUUUCAGCUUGGAAUGAUUUUGAUUUUGUGGCAGGCUGUACUGGAGUAGCAGGGAAUUGCGCCAUGGGCUGGGGAUUGAGGAUAGUCGGCAGCACAUCCAUCUUGAUCUACGGAGCCGGAUUGUACAGCUUCUUCGACAACUACCGCACCUUCUGCUCCCAAGUCGGAAACGGCGAAGUAUGCCAAGCGAGGAUCUUCAGCAUCGAGCAAAGCAGCAACAUCAACAUCUAUAAUCUCAACACUGUCGGAGCCACAUGCAUGCUGUCCCGAGACGGUCUAAGUAUGGUGCACUAUGCGCCGAAUGUAAAUGUCUUCCCGGAUACAGUUGCGCUGUUUAAGAGUGAUUAGGAGUCUAGGAGAGCAGACUCGUAUGGCGUGUUGUAUGUAUGUAUUGUAUGUCUAGGA
Amorphotheca resinae ATCC 22711 is the source of this 2538-nucleotide messenger RNA. Its product is annotated as glycoside hydrolase family 55 protein. The transcript has 6 exons. Bases 1 to 2481 code for a protein of 826 amino acids. Lineage: Eukaryota; Fungi; Ascomycota; Leotiomycetes; Helotiales; Amorphothecaceae. The record is from RefSeq and is a predicted model, not a curated record. Gene Ontology annotation, molecular function: polygalacturonase activity.